AUGACAUGCAACAAUGCUGGCUGUCCUAGAUGGGUAUUUGUGCUCUAUCUCAUAAUUCAAGGCAAGCUUUAUACUAGGGAUAGAUUGCUAAAAUGGGGCAUGAUCAACGACCAAACCUGUCCAAUAUGCGAAGCUACGGAGGAAUCAAUUCAGCACCUCUUCUUUGAAUGUCCUACCUCUUCUUAUAUCUGGUGUAAAAUUCUUAAAUGGCAAGGAUAUACUAGACAGGCAAUGAGCUGGCAUAAUGAGCUGCAAUGGGCUGUGAACUUUGCUGCAAACAAGGGCUCUAAGGCAGAGGUAUAUAGGAUGGCGUUGGCAGCCACAGUCUACUACAUUUGGCAGCUCAGAAAUAACAAAGUCUUUCAGAAUCCAUCCAGGACUGGUGAUCAAGUUGUGAGGCUAAUUAUACAGGAUGUUCUCUGUCGAGCAAAUACCUUUCAUAGGCUGGCUAGAAUGAUGGUCACUCUCAAUUUUUAUCCCUAG
Lycium barbarum (goji berry) is the source of this 483-nucleotide messenger RNA. RefSeq lists its product as uncharacterized. NCBI's taxonomy places the organism in Eukaryota, Viridiplantae, Streptophyta, Magnoliopsida, Solanales, Solanaceae. Bases 1 to 483 code for a protein of 160 amino acids. The transcript has a single exon. The record is from RefSeq and is a predicted model, not a curated record.